AUGCAAACGCUCAAAGACCUAACGAGUUCACUGCAUGACAGCGCAAGCCUGCAGCGAUUGCGGGACAAUUUGAAUGAGCUUCCGAAAAGGUGGUUGGCCCGAGUUGAGCAGCCAGAGGACUACCUUCUGGGCAGUGUGCGUGGCGAAUGCAACUAUCACUUCAAGUUCCGUUUAGAAGGUGGCGGCUAUUUCCAGACCGGUGUGCUGGUGGCGUCCGCAGAGGCGAGCCCUGGAGGGCUCCCGGCCUCCGCCUCGGUUUCCAUGAUGAGCAGCGUAGCAGAAGACCAAAUGCUCCAAGCCGCUAAGCUAUUGAUACCAUGUGCCGCCGAGGUGCGAUUCCCUGCGAAGGGCUUCAAACACCUCCUCUGCACCCAGGCCAGGCUAGCUUUGAAGCCUUUGGAAACCUGGGAAGAGGUGGAGCUGCACCGACCAAAGGCUCCCACGCUUGAAGGCUACGUCCGACCUGUUGGGGCUCCCGAACAGCUAGAUAUUCCAAGGGAGCAGUACCACCAGUUUAUGAUGGGGAAGCCAGCAAGAUAUUCAGUUGAGCUCAGGAAUUUUCUUAUGGGACUCGGCGUUGUCAGCUUUUGCUUCGCAGAGUUUGCCUUCACUGUGUACAAGCUGCGGCCGGAUGACCUCGACUGGGUCGAUGAAGAGCGGAAGCGAGCCGCAGCAGCCAAAGCCAGGAUCGAGGCACGCAUCGCCAAGCAAGAGUCCGAAGGCUCCAGUGAGUGA
This is a messenger RNA of Symbiodinium sp. CCMP2592, 735 nucleotides long. NCBI's taxonomy places the organism in Eukaryota, Dinophyceae, Suessiales, Symbiodiniaceae. The record is from the annotation of a GenBank genome assembly.